Molecule: messenger RNA, 9881 nt
Organism: Haliotis rubra (blacklip abalone)
Lineage: Eukaryota; Metazoa; Mollusca; Gastropoda; Lepetellida; Haliotidae
Product: nuclear receptor-binding protein-like
Biological process (GO): intracellular signal transduction; endoplasmic reticulum to Golgi vesicle-mediated transport; protein phosphorylation
Cellular component (GO): cytoplasm; endomembrane system
Molecular function (GO): protein serine/threonine kinase activity; ATP binding
Source: RefSeq, a predicted model, not a curated record
UCGUCUGAAUAAGACAGGUUUGUCAUAGUUGGAGUACUGAAUUGUUUGCCGAAAAUUAGAGUAUAAUCGGUGGUUCUUGGCUUUAUCGGCCUCACAGUAUGACAGAGGCAGAACAAGAAAGCCAUCCAACAAAACCUGACAGCGGAGAUGAAUCUGAAGAUGAAAGCGAAGUAUUAGAAGAGAGUCCAUGUGGACGAUGGCAGAAGCGACGAGAAGAGGUGGAGCAGCGUGAUGUCCCUGGCAUCGACAAUGCCUUCUUGGCCAUGGACACAGAGGAGGGGGUGGAAGUUGUCUGGAAUGAGGUCCAGUUCUCGGAGAAGAAAAACUUCAAAGCCCAACAGGACAAGAUCCGACAGGUUUUUGACAACCUGAUUCAGUUGGAGCACCCCAACAUUGUCAACUUUCACAAGUAUUGGACUGACACCAAGGGAGAUAAGCCAAGGGUGAUCUUCAUCACGGAGUACAUGUCAUCUGGAUCUCUCAAACAGUUCAUGAAAAAGACCAAAAAGAACAACAGGCAGUUCCCUCUGAAGAGUUGGAAAAGAUGGUGUACUCAAAUUCUCUCAGCUUUGAGUUAUCUACAUUCCUGUGAUCCUCCAAUCAUUCACGGCAACUUGACGUGUGACACCAUCUUUAUCCAGCACAAUGGCCUCAUCAAGAUAGGCUCAGUUGCACCUGAUGCCAUCCAUUUGCAUGUGAAGACAUAUCGGGACGACCUGAAGAACAUGCACUGCAUUGCUCCUGACCCAGAACCCAUUACAACGAAAGUAGACAUGUAUUCCUUUGGAAUGUGUGCGCUGGAGAUGGCAGCGCUAGGUUUCCAUGGAAACGGUGAAGGCGGGAAUCUUGUGACCCUUGAGACAAUACAGCAUACACUUGACUCUCUGGAUAACAAGCUUCUCAAGGAUUUCCUGGUCAAGUGCAUCGAAAGGGAUCCCAACAAGCGUCCCAAUGCCAGAGAGCUGUUGUUUGAAGCAGUAUUAUUUGAGGUCCACUCUCUGAAACUGCUGUCUGCACACACCUAUGCCAAGACUACAUCCAAUCUUCCAGAGAAGCUGACAGAAGAGGCCUGCUUUACCAAAGCUGAUCCAAACAAAGUGAUAGCAGAGAUAAACCAUCCGAACAAGGAGCCAUUUCAGAUGAGGUUUUCACAAGUGCCAGCAUUGGAAUUGGAAAAGUUUCUAGAAGAUGUUCGGAAUGGAGUGUACCCGCUCACAGCAUUCGCAAUGCCCCGUCCCCCUCCCUCGAGGCCUCAGGCCAAAACACCAGAGCUUGCAGAGUCUGUGAAGUCCGAGACGCCAGAACACAUGGAUGUUGAGACCAGGAUGGUGAUCAAUAUGUCAUGUCAGACUCGCAAGAAUGAGGACAACCCCACCAAGUUGAUUACAAUAUUGCUAAGGAUGGACGAUAAAAUGAACAGACAACUUCAAUGUGAGCUAUCAGGAGAAGAUAACUCCACAACUCUCGCUGAAGAGUUGGUUCACUAUGGAUUUAUCAAUGAGCUUGACAGAGACAAAGUUGCCGUAAUGAUCGAUGAGAAUUUGAAAAAUGGUAUGUGCAACGAAUCCUCGCCCACUCCACCAAUAGCCAUUCCAUCCUCGUAACUUCGGGGUUCUUCGAAAUUCCCCCGGUUUUCGGCCACAUACUUUACAGGCUCUUCACCCAUGAUAAUUAUGGGAACUGCCUAGACCUGAGCGAACACUUGGUUGCAGUAUAAAACUCACAGAAAUCGCUGUAAUAACUGUCCUAGUCAACGCAGUAAAUCAACAAUCAAGGAAACGAGCACAUGCUUCUGUAGAUAAUCGUGGAGAUGUGUCCAGUUGCCAACUAUGAAGAAGAAAGUGCCUUUACAGAAACUGUCCUGAGUUCCAGCUGGUUGGACACCAGAAUCCUCUGAUGGUUACCCAGCACAGUAGCUGGUACAUUGAUAUAUCCCUGGUAUAGUACCUGGUACAUUGACAUAUACCCGGUACAGAAGGGGUACAAUGAUACAUGCCCAGUACACACAUGGUGCAUUGAUACAUACACAGUACAGAUGCCGGUACAAUAGCAAUUAAACAGCAGGUGGCCUACAGGCUCUACAUAUUGUUUGCUUUGAUGUAACUUAUGUUGAAAUUUGUUUCUUUCAAUCAGAUACGAGGUUUUCACUUACUCGACGUAGUGGUUCCAAGUAUCAUAUUUUACUGUUUCAUAUUUUCAAGUCAUUGCAUCAUACAAUUAAAAAGUAAUCGUAAUGAGAGUUAUCAAGUCAAGACUUGUAUUUAAUUUAGGGAAGAUCAAUUGUUUUUCCCUUUCUGUCUCAUUUGACAUUGUGAGCAAUUAGUAACAUAGUGUGACUCAUUUUGAUCAUCAGUUUGUUACAAUUUGAAGGAAAAGUACUAACAUUUCAAUAUUUUCUACUCGUCCUAUCCCAGUUAAAUAUUUGAUGGGAUGAGAGUGAACCUUUUAACAUAUUUCAGUUUUGUGUCAUGUAUUUCUGGAACAGCAGAACUUUAUUUGAAUGCUAGGGAAAAUACAUCACAUAUUUAUUUAAUUGUUAACUUGUAGUACAAAAGUUUUCUUUCAAAUACAGGUGUAAUAUGGAAUUUGCCAGCAAUGCUGAAAGAGUUGUAUGAUGAUGACAAUCUUUGUAUUGUGUGUUUUUGUUGGAUGUUAUUUCAUGUUUGGUUUGGGUAUGUAUCAAUUUAAAAUGAAAUGUAUUGAAUUGUUUUCAUCACCUUUAUGGUCUACUUUGAUUUUGGUCUUUGUGAAGUAAAUUCAGAUUUGUUUUUAAAUUUUAUUUAUGCAUGUACCAAUUUAAUAUUUAAAAAAUUUGGAAAACUUUUGAGAUUAUGUAACAUUUCUCCCCAUUUCAAAUUUCAUCAGCUACAGAAAGGGCAAUGGUCAUUGGCAACACAACUUAAAAUGUUUUGCACGUACUCAGUCCUCAUUGCUCCUUCGAACUCAACAUGGUUGUUUAGAUUUUGAGCCUAUUUUGACAUACUCCGAUGCCAAUUGUAUGCAUGUGAUAUAUCUUGAUGGUGUAAAAGCAGGUACUUGCAUCAUUUGUAUCAUUUAGCUGUUUAUUAUUUUGGUCUGUUAUCAACAGUAUUAUUCAGUGUAUAGAGCUGUACGCCCAGGUUUUUGUCCGUCAUGGUCGCAAUGUGGAAGUUUUGAGUUAUGUUUUGCAGUGUUGCCGAAUAUGUUGAUGCAGUUUGUAAAAAUUAUAUAUAUGUAUAUAAACUUACCCGUUAUACAUACAAUAGAAACUUGAAUAUUGACAUGUCUUAUGUACACAUGGACGAGUGGACGAUUUGUUUUUCUUAACAUAUUUGUCAUUGGUCAAACAUCAAGAACUUUUUCCUGAGGAUGACUGUUGUGGUCAGUUUGGAGUUGAAUUGUUUGAGCUGUGAAACAAUUAACUGAAGCUCAUAUAAAUGGAAUUUCAUAGAUAUGUGUAGGAUAAAGCACACACAGUGAUUCAGUCAAAAAUCAAGCGAGCUUAAGGCAUUGUCUGUCUGACCUCUUACAUUUUGUACAUCUCCACUGAAACUUCAUGGCCUGUGGAGGUGCAGAAGCCUGCAUGAAUGGUUCCAGUGAUGGUAACUCUUUAAAUAGCUCACAGAAUUCCAGUCUGAUUUUUUUAUGUGGCCCACAUAAUUUUUCAAAAUUUCAGCUGACCUCCAGAUUGUGUAUUAUUAGAUUUCUUUUGUUCAGUUAAGAUUUGGGUUAAUGAAAACAACUAUAUAACAGACACUGCUCUCAAGCCUUGUAUACUUAUUCCCCAGAGACCUCCACUAUUACUUUGAUAAAUCUUGCAGACAGGACUCCGUUCUAUGAAUGUCUGGUUGAGGCAGAGCAAAUAUACUUGCUUUCUGGGCGUUACUGUGACAAUGUGAGUGUGCACAAACUCAGCCAUUGAAAUCAUAUCCCAGAUAGUGAGAUGGUUUGUGAAGAAGAAAAAAAAAACUGAUGGAAGUGCAGUGAUGUUUUUUGUACAGAAUGGAUGUAAAGUUUAUUUUGGUAUGUUCAGUGUAAUGUUAACUUCUAUGAAGUCCGUAUUAAGCCAUCUUAACAGAUGAUUUGUGUUUGUCUUGUUUCAAAAUUGAAUGUGGAUUUGUUGCCAAAAGACUUCUGUAAAAUGGGAAUUGGAAUGUUCAUCUACUCUUUGUUAAAUGUCUAUUCUGAAAACAUAUCAGAAAAUAUUAUAGAGGCUUUCAGCCCUUUUUAAGAAAUAUUUUUAUGAUCCGAGUAAAGGUACAGUGAUAAGUGUUAUGAUACACAUUUUAUGUGAAUCAAUUUUAAAUACAGAAUACUUAAACAUUUCUGUCUCAUUGGCAAAGUAGACAUCCUUUUGUUAUGACCAAAACGAAUAGUUAACUGCUUUCUAUGGGGUAUACGUAAUUGUAUCCUUACAUCUUUUCAUUUAACAAUAUGUUCUGAUGUUGAAUAAAUAAUUAGGUAAUUAUUUAAAAUCACAUUUCAUGGGUUCAAGUUAUUUUGGGACUUAUACAUUACUGAAUGGAUGAAGUAUUGGUUUGCUACAACCAUUUUGCUGUUACAACUUGUCCCAGUAAAUAUAUAAUUACAACCUCGAUAUGUGUGGUUGGUGAUGUUGUAUAUAUGUGUUGGGUCUUGUGCUAUAAAUGGUGCUUCUGUCUGCUGCUUUUGGUGUGGACACUCUGUGGAAUCAGAUUUAAGUCAUGUAUGCUUCUCGAUUGUGUUUUAAGAGUGAAAAAAUGUCUUGUGAUUAUAUUUUCUUACAAAGUCAUUCAAUGUAUAUCCAUUAUUGAAAACUUUGAGUUUUUGGAAAAGUUGCCUCUAUUGGAAAGUACUUACAAGCACUGCAGCUCGCAGCGAAGAAAAGUAGAAUGUUGAAGGGAUUUUGAAAUUUUCAGUUUCAUUUGAAUUUCAUGAUGCCAUAUACUAAUGAUAAUCACAACAGAAUCAAAAUAAAUCUCAUAUUGGCUAAGAUAAUGGUAGAUUUCACCAUUCCAGCUGUCUGUGUAAUUAGCCAAAGAAGGGUUAUAGUGCAUGUUAUCUUGUCCUUGUUUACAUUGCCUGGAACAAUCAUUUUGAUAGCACAUGAAGACAUUUGUAAAUAUGUUUGUAAUCACCAUGGUUACAGUGUAUGGUGCUUGUUUCAAAUACAUGUUAUCUCCAAUCUUGGUGGGUUAUCUCCCUUUACUCUGGUGCCGAAAUAAGCUGGAAAUAGGGUCUUUUGCUUCUUAUAUGUAAUGUAUCAUACUCCACACCAUGUGUGUAGACCUGCCCGUGAAUUAUCUACACAGCUUAUGUAGGAAACUCAUAACAUAAAAGUGUGUGGAUGUGUAGCAUCUAAACAUGUGAGCUUCAGCUCACACUGGACCGUGCAAAGAAAGGGAAAACAAAUUUGCAUCAUACCCCUAGGCUUAGUUUUGUGGCCCUAGUAAUUUCACGAAAGCUGAUGAUAGUGCUAGGUGGUGAGAUGUGUAAAUGUGAGGAAGAUACAAUACUGGUUCACCCUUAUUAUUAGGGAUGUCACGAUAUAUAAGUUUAAUGAUUCGAUAUGCAUCACGAUACCUAUUUUCGCGGCAUUACUGCGUACAUUUAGUUACAUUUUGAACAUUAAUAUUUCAUAUUUUAUAAUUGUCCCUGAAAGGAUCAACAUUUUUAUUUUCAGAGAUUAAAAAGUUCUAAUUUCCCAUGAAAAAUAAUCAUUUAUAGCUCUCAUAACAUAAAAAUAUUUGAUACAAUUGCAAAAUGUAAACGGUGUAUAAGCAUUUAAACUAAUACUUUCAAAAAUAAAUAUCGAUACAGUUUUGAAUGUAUCGAUUAUUGUAUCGUCUUAGAAAAAAGUAUCAUGCAUCGAUGUAUCAAUGUAUCGUGGCAUCCCUACUUAUUGUGUUUCUUGGUUUGUCAGUACUCAUGCCGCUGUUAUUGUCAUUCUCAUCGGUUUUACCAAAGUCAUAGAUGACUAAGACUUGGAUCACUUGGUUGUUCAUCCCACAAUGACAUGGCAAACCAUGCAUGAUAUCUGGAAUAACGUUCAAAACAACAUUCAACCAUAUUCACUCACUCACUGACUGACUAGUUUUCUCUCCAUUUUGGAUCCCUAGAAACCCCUGCCAAGUUGCAGAUAAGGAAUGAGUGAGGCAUUGUAAAAUGUAGGUCCAGUCUGUUUAGUAGAAGAACUCGUUAUAUGGUCCAUGUACUCCAGUUGACCCUGCAUUGAUAAACUGGCUGACACUGUAUCUUGUAUUGACAAGUUUAUUUAAUCAGGGUAACACUUCUCCCACAGACAGUCUGGUUAGUCAAGGGAGGUAACCCACACCAUCCUAUCCACUUCUCUUUAUUUCAGGAUCUUGACCUUAUUGUAUAACAUGUAGAUGUAUAUUUAUUUCUUAAUGUUCCUCAUGCAGAUGUGUAUCACCAGUAUGCUGUGGCAUGAAUUCAGUAUUUGUUCAAAGGCAUUAUUUUUGGUUCCUGCAGUAUACAUUAUUCUUUGAUUUGGUUGUACAUUUCUUUUUGUAUGCAUACAUCCACUCGAAUUCCAAUUUAAUUCCAGUUCAGUGUUCUUUGUGAUUUUCUGUGUAGUCUUAAGACAUCUGUUUUCAUAUUGAAUGCAGUGAUCCAAUCGUUGAAUUACCCGGUACCCAGUGUAUAUGGACAAUAUUUUGAAUUGGCUUUAACCUCUUAUAUCUCUCAGAUACCUGUAUCAUUGAUAACCAGUUGCUUAAGGUUCAUUCUUUGUCCAUGUGGUGAUUGAAGUUAACUUACAAACAAAUGGGGGGCUGUGGGGUAGCCUCGUGGUUAAAGCAUUCGUUCGUCAUGCCAAAGACCCGGGUUCGAUUCCCCACAUGGGUACAUGUGUGAAGCCCAUUUAUGGUGUCCCCCGCCGUGAUAUUGCUGGAAUAUUGCUAAAAGUGGCGUAAAACCAAAUUCACUCACUCACUCACUCCAAACAAAUGAGAUCGUUUAAUGACAGGUAUUUUCACCACGGUAAAAGGGUUUGACAAAUAUGCUGGUUCACUAGAGAAAGACCUAUGAGUCAGGACAUGGACAUCAAACCAUGGAGGUUGUCUGACCGGAUUGUAGAAAAUAUGAAAGGGUCAGUUUGUUUUGUGUUUACCUUUUACAAAAACGGAGAAUAUUUGCAAGGAGUUAGAAUAUUGUUGACAGGUGUUUUUUAUUUUUCGUUUACUGUGGGACCAGUGAUUUUCUGUGGCAUUGGUCACCAGAAAAACAAUAUUAGCCAAGCCCUGCAUUAACUUCAUCAGAGGUAAUCAGUUGGAUUCAUGUUACUUAAUGCAUGUUUAAAGUGUGGUUUUUGAGUGUUUGACUUGACCAAGUUUAGAUUUGAAUUGAGCCAGGUAAUUACUUGUCAUGUAUUACUGAUAAUUUGCGUUCACACAAUCACAACAUGUGCAUUUGUAGUAAAAAACAUCAUUCACUGUACUGAUGACAACCGUUUCCAAUUUAUCACCCACACUGCUCAACUUCAUGCCCAUCAAGGAAGUCAUAUGUAGCCAUUAUUACCAGUAAUGUAAUAACGAUAUAUCAAGUUCUUUGAUAGGUUUGCCUUACUGAAAAGGUGACAGUCCAGUAACAUCACUUUAUUUUGCUGAUAUUGAAAAUGAAUUUUGUAAUAUGUAUUCCCUAAGUGUUAACUGAUUUCAUAACUUCUUUCACCAUCUCUGCAAUGUUUGCUAGAAAGGAUAUAUUGUGAAUGUUUUGUAUUGGGAGUGUAUUAUUUCCUUGGAAUAGGUUUUGUAAGAGUGCCUAGUUUACGUGGCCAUUAAUGUGAAUUGUGUAAGAAUGGCAUGGCAAAUUGUGGGUUUCAUGUCUGGCCCAACAUGAUUAUGUUCUUGGGUUCGUCAGCACCAUUUGAUUAUUGAUUGAGUAUAGUUUUACGCCGCACUCAGCAAUAUUACAGCGGUAUAUAAAUAAUCGAGUCUGGACCAGACAAUCCAGUGAUCAAGAGUGGUAAAUUUCUAAGACUUGUAUCACUUUAGGGUUUCUUCCCACAUCAAGCUGAUGCCCUUUGACACAUCUGUUCAAAGCAGAGUCUGAUUCAGUGUGUUCCCAAUUACUUUUUCUUCAUAUUUCAAACUUUUCAUUCUGAUAAGACGUGUCUUAAACUCUUCUAAUCUUGUAGUGCCAGGGUGUUAUUAAAUUGGAAACGGUUCAAGUAUUUUGAAUUUUGCCCAUUACUAGAUUUGAAAAUGAAAUGAUAUAGGGUGUAGGUUUUGAAACUGUGUGAUCUUCGUCACGUUCAUUGGUACAGAACAUACUCAUUUGUUGAAUAGUCCCAACCCUGUGGAGUUACCAUGACCAGUGUGAAUACAAGUACGAAGUUCUUUACGGAUGACUUUUGUUUUAGCAGUUCCAAAAUCAUAACUUGUUAUCAUUCCAAGCUAGGAAAUUUCUCUGAAAUAGAAGAAACAAGACAUUUGACAUUUUCUUAAAUGUUUGUUGAAAAUAUCAUAAAACAUCACUAACAUUAUUAUGUAUAAAAGUUGAUUGUUUGAACAAGGAAACCUGUCAAGUAAGAUCCAUUCAUUCUGGAAUCUCUGUUAUCACAAGUGCAGUUCUUUGGAAUUGUUGGGAUUCCUCCACGAGGUUUAAAGAAAGUGUAAUUAUGUACAUAACAAACUCUCCAAGGUUUAAAAUGCGUACAAAGUGUGUCAAGAUGCAAUAAAUGUGAAGUUUUGAGUUUAUACUGAGCUGGUCAGAUGAGACAGGGUGAGACACAUUUGUUUUCUAGUCUUGAAAUAGAACACUCUAAAGAAUGUUAAUGGUCGCCCAAUUGCGCCAUGUUACUUUAGUUAUUGUCAUGGCACCACAAACAGAAGUACUAUGAAAGAAUUGGGUGACCUUUAACUUUUGUAGUAGUAUAUUUACAGCCUACAGUUUCACCAGAUCUUACAAAACAGUAGCCCCAAAUGAGCUGUCAAUAUGUUUGAUUUUACACAUGGAUUCUGUACCUGUUAUGGUUAGAAAGUUUCUGUCAGAUAUUUCUUGGAGCUGAAGUAAGGAAUACUUGUGUUUUUAUGUCGAAACUAAGUAUAGGAACUGCUUGAAUCUUCUACUCUAUGUUCAGUAAGGAUUAUGCCUUUUAAUAGAGAUGGCUGUCUUGGUCCUUAGCCAAUGAUGAGUAGUAUAUUUUAUGCUGAAACAUUCAUUAUUAAGAAAUACCUAUUAGUGAAUAUCAACCAACUAUUCCUAUGCAUGAAAGACAAGCAUUUGGCUAUGCAGAACUGUAAGCUGGUUGUGUGGUUUCUGUGAAUCUCUUUUCAGUUAUUCCACCCCACCAGGUGUGUAUUUGAUGGAGAAGUGACUUCAUCAGCUGUCCAUGAGAUUGUUUAUCAAAGGUACAGGUAGCUGUUGACUCUAGCCUGGUGGCUUUAGAGUACCUUCAUUGAUGAUAGGCCAUAAUCUCAUUAGUGAAUACCAGACAAAACUGUCAUUUAAUAGACCUUCAGCAGUCCAACUAGGCAUCAAAGCCAAAUGAUGGAAAUGGUUGGGGUCCUUAAACUUAUAAGCAAAUAAAAUUCAUGCAUCAAGUGACCCCAUGUUUAGACACUGUUGACAGUUCACUUCGGACUGAUAAGAUGACAAGAAUGAUGCUGGGUGGUUUUAGGAUAUGUGAAACUUACGGUGUUUCUCUGGUUAAGGAAGAACAGGAUUUGCUGUUUCUGGCACCACUGUAGAUCUGUGCACCACUUGCCAGUAGUACAACACUGAAGAUUUGACUUGUGGCUGUCACAUUCUCACUUAUAGAUGACAGAGAACUUUGCUCUCACAGAAAUCUCUCACUUGAAACUGAAACAAUUGCCAAGCAAUGCUUCUACGAAAGAAGUAUGUACUAUUGUAAGCAUGUAAAUUCAUUUUGCUCAAUCAUUAAACUAAAUGAACCAUUA